GAGCGCUGCCGCUGCUGCCAGGUCCAGUCACCGCGGAGCCGGACGCCGCCGCCUCACGGAGACUGUGCUCUGUGGUAUAAAAAUAAUGAAAUUUGAAUGAAAUCCUGAUCUGUUAUCAGUGAUGAGGCAGUAGUUUAACUUCAUUCUACCUGAUUCAGACUCUUAACAAUAACCUAAAAGUAUUAAUAAAAGUGGCUUUGGGUGAUGCAAGGGUCUCGAUGCAAAUAUCCUUGCAGGGCUGUAAUUGUUAAGGCAGCAUCUCUGUCUUGCUGGCUCCAUUGUGCAGCAUUAUGUAAUCUUAGACACAAGCACAGGAAGGCUGGCAUCUGAAGCUGGGUUUGUUCUUGAGCGCUCUCAAUCACUGCAAGAACAGAUGCAUUAAACCUAAAAUGUAUGCUUAGAUCAUUUUUUUAGAGCAUCAUUCAAACUACCAACUCAGAGCUAUGUUUGAAUCCGAAUUUUAUUUUUGUGGAUGUGAAUAUAUCUAUCUGUGUCUCUGGAACAAUCAUGAGACUAUCCCUCCAGAACACCCAUCUUAAUUAGAAGUAGCGCUGUCAUGUAGGGUUACAUGACUGUGUAAACAUUAACUAGCUACUCGCUCUGCCAAAUGGAAAUUAAAGCAAUGAGGACUUCAAGCUGGUGUGAGCUGCUUAAUAACAUGCUUUGGCUGGCCUCCAUUGGACUGGGUCUGUUGCAGCACUGUCAGGCUCAGCCAUACUGAUGAGCUACGGGAGGUGUUCAGAAAGGGGGGAGGCUGGAGUAGACUCUGUCUAGAGGGGUUCCUUCCAACAUCAGUUUUGUGAUUCUGUUCCAGAGGCUAUCAUCUGAAAGCUGCUUUUGAGAUCUGACUUCAUUUGAGUAGUGAAAAUGCCUUCAAUUAAACUGCAGAGUUCAGAUGGAGAAAUCUUUGAAGUUGAUGUUGAAAUUGCAAAACAGUCUGUAACUAUAAAGACUAUGCUGGAAGAUUUGGGAAUGGAUGAUGAAGGUGAUGAUGACCCAGUCCCUCUUCCAAAUGUUAAUGCAGCUAUCUUAAAAAAGGUGAUUCAGUGGUGCACCCAUCACAAGGAUGAUCCACCUCCUCCUGAGGAUGAUGAGAACAAAGAAAAAAGAACAGAUGACAUCCCUGUGUGGGAUCAAGAGUUUCUGAAAGUAGACCAAGGAACGCUUUUUGAACUUAUCCUGGCUGCAAAUUACUUGGACAUCAAAGGUUUGCUUGAUGUCACAUGCAAGACAGUUGCAAACAUGAUCAAGGGAAAAACUCCAGAAGAAAUUCGCAAGACAUUCAAUAUUAAGAAUGACUUCACUGAGGAGGAAGAAGCACAGGUACGUAAAGAGAACCAGUGGUGUGAAGAGAAGUGAAGUAUUGUGCCUGACACUCGAACACUGUAAGGAUUGUUCCAAAUACUAGUUGCACUGCUCUGUUCAUAAUUGUUAAUAUUAGACAAAUGCAGCAGCAAAUGAAGUUGUGUUAGCAGGAUAUUGUUCCCUUUGCAUGUGUAGUGGUUUUUUUGAGUACAAAUUUAAAUCUUCUGAGUUUUUACUAGUAUAAUUGGAUGUCUCUUUACUCUGCAAUGAAUAAAACUGAACUAAGUGUGGAUUCUGUAUGGAAAGUAGCACUUAAGGUUGUCAUUUUCAUUACACUUUUAAACUGUUCAAGUCCAGUUACAGUGCUAAAGAUUGACUCCAUUGUAAAUAAAACCACCUAUGACUUCUUCCUCAAGAAGAACAAAAUGCUUGUAUUUACAGGGUAUUGAUAGCUUCAGAAAGAAAACCAAACUAGAAUGUGUCUUGGGGAACUAGAUAAAGUAAAAAAUCCUGGAUUUCUUACAAAAACAUUGUGGGGAAAAUUAGUGUUAUUAAAGCUAUAUAACUUUCAAGAUGGUUCUUGUCCUGCAUUUAAAAAAAAGGAAAAAAUAUUUGACCACUUUCUUGUCCUGUUAGUCUUGCCUUAUAGACUAGUGAAAGAUGUGAUCUAGAACUAAGCAAGCUCCUGACAGUUAAAUUUGAAUACUUCAACCAUGUCUUGAAGACCUGCCUCUAGCUGGUAGCAGAUGAAAAGUGUGUUGCUUUAUGCACAGGAUGGGUGUGUUUUUAUAUGUUACUGUUAAAAGUGGAAUCCAGGUUUGACCAAAAAAGACUGACAUUACCAAAGUUAAUAUUAUUGACCUGUGCAUGCCAUUAGUGGCUGGUUUUUAGGCAAUUUUAAAGAACCCUUGUGAUGUAGCUCUUUAAAACAUGGUUUCAUGUGUCCAUGGGAAAUCUUAGGCCUCUGUGAUACUUCAGCUUGUAGAGACUUAAUUAUUGCAUACAAUGCUAAUGCAAUAUCAAGCUUAACUUCUUUGGACAAAGCCACUUGCAACUAGUUAAAGUAACUGGUUUUCUGAUUUUUAUUUUUUUUUUACAGUUCCCUUAUAGGGAGUAGGGGAUGGUUGUGUGGUAGGUCUUUGAGGUGUGCUCUUAGCUUGUAUUGCAUUCCAUUCUCUGUAUAAACUUUAGAGUAGAAUAAACCUUAAUAAACAUACUUAUCUCACUUUAAAUAUCAGUGUUUCACUUCUGAAUUAAUAAAGGGCUUUUAAACUUUUGUUUGCAAA
This is a messenger RNA of Grus americana (Whooping crane), 2591 nucleotides long. RefSeq names its product S-phase kinase associated protein 1 (gene SKP1). Gene Ontology annotation, cellular component: cytoplasm; nucleus. The record is from RefSeq and is a predicted model, not a curated record. Gene Ontology annotation, biological process: SCF-dependent proteasomal ubiquitin-dependent protein catabolic process. Gene Ontology annotation, molecular function: cullin family protein binding. The coding region runs from base 868 to 1359 and encodes 163 amino acids. NCBI's taxonomy places the organism in Eukaryota, Metazoa, Chordata, Aves, Gruiformes, Gruidae. The transcript has 8 exons.